AUGAUCACCAAGUACUUUGCCAAGGUCUCUGUUUCUUUCAACCCCCUUGUUGCUGCCGCCAAACCUGCGCGCGUGUUUCUGAGCAACAUUCCUCCCAAAAGCCGUAACGCGUCCAUUGCUUUGACACAGAAGAUUCUUGCACCAUCGUCGACUGAGCCUUCUGUGAUUUCCGUGACUUUUAAGGACGGAAAUGUCAUUUCGCUUGAUCCUACACAAAACUCGACAGUUGAGGUUGCUGAGGCAUUCGAUCGUUACUCACGAGUACUGAAGCUUAAAGACGAUAUUUCUGAGGAAUAA
Molecule: messenger RNA, 297 nt
Organism: Magnusiomyces paraingens
Lineage: Eukaryota; Fungi; Ascomycota; Dipodascomycetes; Dipodascales; Dipodascaceae
Product: mitochondrial 54S ribosomal protein mL53
Exons: 3
Coding region: 1-297 (98 amino acids)
Cellular component (GO): mitochondrial large ribosomal subunit
Molecular function (GO): structural constituent of ribosome
Source: RefSeq, a predicted model, not a curated record